CCUGCGGGCUUCCGUAGUGAGAUAGAGUGAUAGCUUUCUGCUGUAAACCACACUUCCUUCGCGAACAGGUGAAAGUGUUCUCUUAAACGUUUGUUGUAACGAGUAUCUAUUCAUCUCAAGCCACCGAGCGCAACAGAGACAAAAGCUCCACUUUAGCUGUUCUCGCUGUCAUGGCAUCGUCUGCAAUGAUCACCGUUCCCACCACUGCUUCCCGGUUUGCUCUGCUCCAGAUAGACUCUGAUUCGGACUCUGACACCUCAGAACCGGGGAAGUCCAAUGCCAAAGCUGUAAAAGAGUCCUCCGGUAAGGCCCGGCAGGGAAAAACAGGAGCAUCCGGGGGGAAACCUGCUCAGAGCAACGAGAAGAAAAAAGACAAGAAGAAGAAGAAGAAGGAGCAGCAGCAGACUGAGGCAAAUGAGUUGCGUAAUCUUGCCUUCAGGAAGAUUCCUCAGAAGUCCUGCGCCCCGCCACCGUCCAUGUCUCUGUCAGGAAUCGCCAGUGAACUGCUGAACCCGGCACCGGGGGACCACAGUGUACCGUCAGAGGGCUGGCAGCAGUGGAAACAACGAGAUGAACAGAUAACCACAGAACUAUAUGAGGCAGAUUUGGAAAAGGCUUUGAUUCUAAGUAAACUAGAGUAUGAACAACAGAAACAGAGCAACACCUCUUCACCAAAAUCACGAGGAGCAAAAGAAAGUGUUGGGAAGAAGGACAAGAAGAAACACCAACAGGCAAAGGACAAAAAGACGGUUUCUCUGCAGGAUUUUCAAGCUGAAAGCGGUUCUGAACAUUUCAGUAGAAAACAAGAAAAAGAGGACCCCGGAGUGGCAAACGUAGCUUUAGGAACAGGACAAGAGGAGCGUUUUUUUAACAAACUAGAAGAUGAUGUAAGUCGUAUCAUCCAAAGGGAGAAAAGACGUGAGCAGUAUGUCAACAGUCAGGGACAGGAAAUCAACACGUCCACAGAACAUGAACCGGAUCCCCGGGCGGAGCAGCUGAAGUACGAGCUGGAGAAGAAGGAUCAGGAGAUCCAUCAGCUGAAGAAGACCAUCUCACAGUGGGAGGUGAAAUACAAAGAGGUGAAAGCAAGAAACUCUCAGCUCCUUAAGAUGCUCCAACAAGGAGAGAUGAAAGACAAAGCAGAGAUUCUUCUACAGGUGGAGGAACUUCUGCACAUCAAAGAAGAAUUAUCAUCACAGGUGACAUUAUUACAUGCUGCUCUUGAACAAGAAAGGUCUAAAGUUAAAGGGCUGCAGUCCGACCAACCCAAACAUCAAGGAAACAAGAAAGGGAAGAAAAGCUCCGAGGUGGAUUUAUGAAGGUUCCAGCAGCUAACGGAUUUAAAAUAAUAAAAGAACGAAACCAACUAGAGAUCAAAAUCAGAGUUUUUCUUCUAGUGUUUUCUGUUUUUUUAAAUCAGCCUGCAUGUCACCCUAAACACACACAGACAUUACCUGCUGUGUCACAACUAAGCAAGACUUCCUGAAGUAUUUUGAAGUAAUUGAGGUUAAUGACAGUUUUGAAAUGCUUACUUGGUGCAGUGUGUGUGCUACGGCCUCUCCAGUACUGUCAAAGGCUCUGUGCCUGCUUCGUUUCAUGGGGUUUGAUGCCAAAACGACCGAUUCAAAUGUAUCCUUUUGAGGUUUUUUUUCUUGCUCACUGUUAAGAAAAUAAAACACGUUUUCAGUGAAAAUAA
Molecule: messenger RNA, 1696 nt
Organism: Nothobranchius furzeri (turquoise killifish)
Lineage: Eukaryota; Metazoa; Chordata; Actinopteri; Cyprinodontiformes; Nothobranchiidae
Gene: gkap1
Product: G kinase anchoring protein 1
Biological process (GO): signal transduction
Cellular component (GO): Golgi apparatus
Source: RefSeq, a predicted model, not a curated record